Magallana angulata is the source of this 6535-nucleotide messenger RNA. Its product is annotated as sodium/calcium exchanger 3-like. The transcript has 10 exons. NCBI's taxonomy places the organism in Eukaryota, Metazoa, Mollusca, Bivalvia, Ostreida, Ostreidae. Gene Ontology annotation, cellular component: axon; postsynapse; sarcolemma. The record is from RefSeq and is a predicted model, not a curated record. Gene Ontology annotation, biological process: sodium ion transmembrane transport; cell communication; calcium ion import across plasma membrane. Gene Ontology annotation, molecular function: calcium:sodium antiporter activity. Bases 564 to 3305 code for a protein of 913 amino acids.
GCAAUACUUUACCGAAUGUAAAGGUGUUAGCUUUUCACUGCGCGACGUACCUAAAUGAAGUCAGUUUGUAUUUUAAUGACCUCUGUGUAAAUAUCUACAUUUUUAAGUUGUGGGAGUUGUACGCACGAGUGAUUCUCUGUACCUCCACACCGAUAAAAGAUAUGUAAACAUGUGUUAUUCAGGUGUUUCAAAGAAAGAGUUUAUCGAACCCUCAGAAACUUAGCGAUGACAAAAUCGUUUUAAAACCAAGUACGAGCAUUGUGUAUCGACAAGAGGCGCUCACUUGAUCUGACGUUUUCGCUUUUGUUGACAAUUCUUGGAGGAGUUACAUGCCCCUUGCUCACAGACUUGCGCUGGAUGCUGCUGUGUCGUUUCCCACAAUGCCUUAUUUAGCGUAAUUGACGACUUGUAUGUGAUCCGCGAGAUUCGUUGCUGAUGGUGAGUUUACUAUGGUGCAUGGCAGAUGAUAAAGCCCUUUGGAUUCCAUUAACUGCAAUGACAGGUGUUUUCUCUGGGAUAAAGUAAGAUCUUCACCUUGGGUCGCAGUUAGAAAUCCAGAAGCCAUGUUGGUGUCUUCAGCCAGAGGGACAGUGUCUCCCAUCACUUUGGUUCUCCUUGCAACAGUCCUCCUUAUCCAGCUACCAAUGUCCUCGGCGUCAGAUUCCAAUGAGACUUGUAAUGCAUAUGUUAAACCAUGUUCAGGAGGACUUGUGUUCCCCCUGUGGCAACCAGUUUCCAAUCUAAGUGUAGGAGACAAGAUAGCAAGAGGGGCCGUCUACUUCUUAGGAAUGGUCUAUAUGUUUUUGGGAGUUUCCAUCGUUGCAGACCGCUUCAUGUCUGCAAUUGAAGUGAUCACAUCCAAAGAAAAGGAAGUCAUUGUGAGAAAGCCCGAUGGAACCACUACAACAGUCAACAUCAAGAUCUGGAAUGAGACUGUUUCCAAUCUAACAUUGAUGGCGCUAGGUUCAUCAGCUCCUGAGAUUUUACUCUCGGUGAUUGAAAUCUGUAUUAACAAUUUCCAAGCUGGAGAUCUUGGUCCUAGCACCAUUGUUGGCAGUGCAGCUUUUAACCUUUUCAUCAUUACUGCCAUUUGUGUAUACUGCAUACCUGAGGGUGAAAAUAGAACCAUUAAACAUUUACAUGUAUUCUUUCUUACAGCUACUUGGAGUAUUAUAGCCUACCUCUGGCUUUAUUUUAUUCUAUCAGUCUCAUCUGUUGGGGUAGUACACAUAUGGGAAGCUAUUGUAACAUUGCUUUUCUUCCCAGCAACCGUUAUAACUGCAUAUAUAGCAGACAAGAAGCUCUUUCCAUAUGCAUUUUUGUCUAAAAAAUAUAGAUCAAGUCGACACAAAGGCAUGGUGGUGUCAUCGGAGGGAGAUCAUGAGUUAGCAGACGGCAAAGCGAACCAUCAUGAUGAGGUUGUUUUCAAAGGUGUCAGUGAAGAAAGUGAUAUUAAAGAAAUCAAAGAAUUUGAAGAACACAGAAAAGAAUACAUGGACAUUCUUCGUGAGCUGAGAAAGAAAAACCCUAAUGCAGACAUGAAAACACUGGAAGAAAUGGCAGAGUACGAGGCAAUCAAUCGCGGACCAAAGAGUCGAGCUUUUUAUAGGAUUCAGGCCACUCGUAAGCUUACAGGUGGUGGAAAUGUUGUCAAAAAGAGCAAGAUCGAGCGCAAAGCAAGCCUUGAUGAUGUGAAGAUUGAGGUCAAAGAUGAUUCGACGACUAGAGUAUACUUUGAUCCAGGACAUUACACUGUGAUGGAGAAUGUUGGUACAUUCUAUCUCACUGUCACCAGAGAAGGGGGGGACUUGAACAAAACUCUUUAUGUUGACUACAAGUCUGAAGAUGGAACAGCAAAUGCUGGAUCAGACUACGAGAAUGCAGAAGGAACAGUAGUCUUUUAUCCUAUGGAAACUCACAAGCAAUUCCCAAUCACAAUCCUUGACGACGACAUCUUUGAGGAAGAUGAGCAUUUCUAUGUUCGUCUCAGCAACUUGAGAACCGGGGACUCCCAGGGUAUGUUCGACAGCAAUAACAGUGGUGCAGGUGAGGUUAAACUGAUACCCCCAUUUGUGGCCACUGUCAUGAUUUUGGAUGACGACCACCCAGGAAUCUUCCAUUUUGAGGAGAAAGAAAUGAAUGUGCCGGAAGCCAUUGGUGAGGUCGAGAUUAAGGUGGUAAGAUCAUCGGGAGCCCGAGGGACGGUCCGAGUGCCCUACCAUACAACAGAUGGGUCGGCCAAGAAAGGAAGAGACUUUGACACAACCGACACAGAAGUUAUCUUCCAUAACGAUGAAACUGAGAAAGCAAUCUUGCUAAAGAUUUUUGAUGAUGAAGAAUAUGAAAAGAACGAGACUUUCCAGAUCCAUUUGGAUGAACCCUCGAUUGUUAGGAGAGGCUCAGAAAAUGACGAUGAUGAAAUAGAGCCCUCGAGAGAAGGGAGAAGAGAGUCAGAGGCCCAGCAAGAGGAAGAGCACCUGUCAGAAAUGGCGAAGCCCCGUCUUGGGGACAUCAAGACACUGUGUGUGCACAUCCAGGAAAGCUACGAAUUCAAAAAUGUAGUGGACAAAUUGCUGAAGAAAGCCAAUGUGUCUCUGGUUGUUGGAACUUCAUCUUGGAGGGAGCAGUUUAUCGAGGCCAUUACUGUCAGCGCAGACAAAGACUCAGGAGAUGAAGAUGACGAGGAAGAUGAGAAGCUGCCAUCUUGUAUGGACUAUGUCAUGCACUUCUUAACCCUGUUCUGGAAAGUUAUCUUUGCCUGUGUGCCUCCGACAGACUACCUGGGAGGUUGGGCUUGCUUUACUGUCAGCAUCAUUAUGAUUGGCGUGCUGACCAUGUUUAUACAGGACCUGGCUACAGAAUUUGGUUGCACUGUCGGACUCAAAAAUUCAGUCACAGCUAUCUCUGUAGUGGCCCUGGGUACAAGUGUACCAGAUACAUUUGCCAGCAAAGUAGCUGCUGUCAAUGAUAGGUAUGCUGACUCCUCCAUUGGAAAUGUAACAGGAAGUAAUGCCGUCAAUGUAUUCCUUGGCAUUGGGUUGGCUUGGACAAUCGCUGCCGUCUACCAUGCAAUCCAGGGAAACUCAUUUGAAGUUGACCCAGGCUCGCUGGCUCUUUCGGUCACUGUUUUCUGCAUUGAGGCAGUAGUAUGCUGUACGGUCAUUGUGGUGCGUAGGAAGUUCGGAGGCGAGCUGGGCGGUCCAUUCAAGCUGCGAAUAGUCACAGUCGUAUUCUUCGUGUUUCUAUGGUUGUUCUAUAUUAUUAUGUCAGCGUUGGUCGCCUAUUGUGUCAUUCCAUCAAUCUAAAGAGACUCUUCACGGCCACUAACACUUGAUUGAGCUAUAUACCUUUUGCUCUUACUACCAUCCUAUGAUUUAGCAGGACUUAAAGAAACCUUUGAGAAUUUGAGUUGCAGAAGGGUAUGCUCAAUAUGACUUUCUUUUUAUUUUGUUUUUGUUUUUUAUUGGUAUUGUCUAUGCAAUCAUUCAACACUGUCUAGAGAUGGUGUGAUCGUAUAAUCUUUAAGAGUAUCUAUAAAACUCAAAAUCAACCACAUUUAAUCUGUGAGACCUUAAGAAAGACUGUAUGGGAAUUUCCUGUUUGAUGAAAAUUAUGAUCACAUGGUUAUAAAAGUGGUGCCAAGUUAAGUUUCCUCUAUAUGCACAAUGUCAUUUGUACCAAGGGGCAAAAUCCAAAGAAAAAUCAAUUUUGAUAGAAAAUUGACAGAACACAGCCCAAAUUACCUGCCAUUGCAAUCAUUUUUGUUUAAUGAACUUUUUUUAAAGAUAUCAAAAUGUCUUGAUAUACAAAUGUAUAGACAUGUUUAUGCAUAGUUUCUAUCUUAUUGAAAGUUGGGGGGAUUUUUUGGAGGUUUUACAUGUACAUAUAUUUGAAAAAUACCAGGUAUAUGAUGCAAUCUUGUAUAUGGUAAACCAAUUGUUUUGAUAUGUACUUUCCAUCAAGAAACAAAAUCCUCUGCAAACUUUCAUUCAUUUGACAUGUUCUUUCUAUGAUAUAUGUACAUUAUUUUGUUAAAAGCCCCAAAACACAUCAUUUAUUGGUUGUAGAUUUUAAGAUGCCCGUGUUGAGAAUGUGACAUACACAUGACAAACCUUCUACCUCUUUUGUGCAUGUUAUUUAUGUUGUUUACUCAAUAUUUUGGUUUGCAAAUUGAGCUUAUAUAACAAACUGACCCAUGAAUCUCACACACAUAUUCUCAGAAGUUUGGUAUGUCAAACCUUAAGUUAGCAGCUAUAGAUGCAGACACAAAAUACUUUGAUUUGAGUUACCUUAGAUUUUGACUGUGUGCUUGAUCUCUUCUGGUGGUAGUGCUUAGCAGUGUAAGCCAAGAGAACGAGGGUUACUGCUUGAUUGGAUUUUUUUGAUGCAAGUUAUUUUAAAUGUAGUACAGGUAUGCACACACCAACCUCUAACUAUUUCUAGUUGUAUUGGAGAAUAAUGUGUAUGGCGUGUCUCAAUAUGAACUAGGACUAGGUUUGACCAGAUGAGGGGUGUACAGAAGUCAAAGCUUUGUUUUUAUUAUCCAGUUACAUGUAUUGACAAUGCACCCCUCCCAGUUAUGCAUUUAUCAUUAUAAGUCUGUUGUUGUUUUUUAAAUUCAAGAUUUCAAAUUAGUAUAUAUUAUUUAUUAAAUAAAAACCUUAGAUAUGCAUAUGUUUUAAAACGUAACCAUUUUUAUGACUCAUUCUGUCAAUGUAUAAAGAAAUCAAAACGGUUUUUGUUGAUCACAUACUGCAGCUGUCAUUGUAUUAAACCAAAUUUUAGAUUAAUAUAACUGUUAAGGUUAUCAAUUCAAAAUUGCUCAUAAUUAUUAAGCAUUUCAUUUAAUUAAUAGGCCAAUGAAGAUAUAAAUGUUUUUGCUCAUAAUUAAGAAUUAUGUAUGAGUUGUUUGUUAUGUUAUAAUAGAAUGAUAUUUCAUGAACUACUUUUUUGACUCCUAGGGCAUUUAUGGAGGGAAUUUGAUAUAUAAUCACCAAUCCCUUUCCAAAACAUGAAAUAUAGCAAAUCGUUAUUUUGUUAGCAUUGAUAUUCAUGAACAUCAUGCUGAUGUUUUUUCUUCUGAUUGAAAACCUUUUGUCCGUAGAUUAUUUUUAUUUUGUAUGCAUGCAUGUGUAUCAUGCAGUUCUGUUUCUUGAUUUCUUUUGUUGAAUAGAUUACUUGUUUUUUAAUAUUGGUAUCUGUCAUAUAUGUUAACAGAUUUUGUUUUGUGUUAAUAAAUACAGAAUUUUUGUUUUGGUACAUCAACCAACCCCUUCCCCACCCCCCAAAUACAUAUAAAUGUAUACACAUUUACCUAUUAAUUAAUGAUUUAAUUUGAAAGAGUACCUUUGUGGCUCAUUAAUUAAUGAUUUAAUUUGAAAGAGUACCUAUGUGGCCAUUGAAGGAAUUGGCCUACUGGCUUUAUGUCUUUAAAAAAUCAAAGUUGACAUAAACUUUUAAUCAAUUCUAGUAAAAUAUUAUGCCAUGGAAUACCAAACAAGCCAACAAGACUUACUAUGGCCUAGAUGUGGUUUUGUUUUCCCAAUUUUAUCUGGAUAUUGGUGCAGAUGUGCACAUGUGAAUUAUUCAUUUGGAAUAAGAAUAAGUUUCUUAUCAAGACGUGUAUGUGUGUUUGAAUGAAAUCAUAUAGCAUCUAUUUGAAAUCCUUUGAUGUGUGAAGAUUGUCUCAUUUAAUUUGUACCCUUCUUUGCUAACCAAUAAGAGACGACUUGUUUAUUUUCUUGUCAUUUUAUACAAUGUACCACCAAACCUUCUGUCUCCAAUUGUUUCUUCUCCCCAUGCUUUGUGAAAACAUCAUUAUUCCAAGUCUGACCUACAUUCCCAUCACCAUUGGUUACCAUAAUGGCUUGGUAUGUUACCAUUGGUUGCCAAGGAGAUCAAGGGUUACAAGUGGUGUGACCCAUAUUGAGAAGUUAAUAGAUAAAACAUUGGAGAUGUAUCAAUUAGUUUGUUUUUUACUCAUCAUGAUCUGUGUUAACAUGACUUUUUAGAAUUUAAUGAAUUCAUGUUAGUGGUAAGAAGUUUAUAUCCAUAUAUGUUUUGUUGAAUAUAUGAGAUCUGUUACUUUUAAGAACCUUUUUUUCUGUGAUACUAACAUACAUUUUUUUAAAUUAUUGUAAACAGUUGAAAAAAAAAAAUUGUUUGAAACUGGAAGUGAAUAUCUAAAUCAACUUAUUAUUUAUAAAAGUUUAAUGUAUGGAGGUAUUUAUUUAUUUAUUUGAUUUAUUUGAUAGUUGUAUAUAAAAAUCUAUUAUUUCUGCAUGUCAUUUACAAAACCUCAUGAUUAAUUUUACAUUAGUGUGAUGAACCCGUUCAAUACAAUCCUCAGAAAUGUAGCUCUGGUUUUGCAUUAGAUAUUUCCUUUAUGGAAAAGAGCAGUGAAACAGUUUGCUUCCUUGUUGGACCCCAUUCCAGUUAUUUAUUUUCCAUGUUUAGGUAUUGUGUUGUUUUUGCAUUCAAUAGAUAUAUUGUUUCAAAGUUUGGUUGUCAUUUGAAUAAAGGGUUGAAUAAGAUA